AUGGAAUCCGUCGAGCACUUUACAAAGUCCGAUGCGGGAAGUGCCCCGGAGCUAGUGAGUGCAGGGCCUAGAAAGCGCUGCGCCAGGCCUCCGCCCCACGCGCCUUUCCGCGGCACUGCCACUCUGGCCGUCAUGUGGGCGACCGGGCGCUCUGCUGAAGCGCGCAGCAACCUGUCGAGCGCAGCGGAGGACUGCGGCUCGGUGUCUGUGGCCUUCCCCAUCACCAUGAUGGUUACCGGCUUCGUGGGCAACGCGCUGGCUAUGCUGCUUGUAUCGCGCAGCUACCGGCGCCGUGAGAGCAAGCGCAAGAAGUCUUUCUUACUGUGCAUUGGAUGGCUGGCCCUUACUGACAUGGUGGGGCAGCUCUUGACCAGCCCGGUGGUCAUCCUCGUGUACCUGUCGCAGCGGCGCUGGGAGCAGCUCGACCCAUCGGGGAGCCUAUGCACCUUCUUCGGACUGGCCAUGACUGUGUUCGGGCUGUCCUCGCUCCUGGUGGCCAGUGCCAUGGCCGUGGAGCGCGCGCUGGCCAUUCGCGCGCCGCACUGGUACGCUAGCCACAUGAAGACUCGCGCCACGCGCGCUGUGCUGCUAGGUGUGUGGCUGGCAGUGCUUGCUUUUGCAUUGCUGCCGGUGCUGGGGGUGGGCCGCUACAGCGUGCAGUGGCCUGGCACGUGGUGCUUCAUCAGCACCGGGCCCGCGGGCAAUGAGACCGACCCUGAGCGUGAGCCGGGCAGCGUGGCCUUUGCCUCCGCCUUCGCCUGCCUGGGGCUGCUGGCUCUGGUGGUCACCUUUGCCUGCAACCUGGCUACCAUCAAAGCCCUAGUGUCCCGCUGCCGGGCCAAGGCUGCCGCCUCUCAGUCUAGUGCCCAGUGGGGUCGUAUCACCACCGAGACGGCCAUCCAGCUCAUGGGGAUCAUGUGUGUGCUGUCUGUCUGCUGGUCUCCGCUAUUGAUAAUGAUGUUGAAAAUGAUCUUCAAUCAGACAUCCGUUGAACAAUGCAAAACACAGAUGGGAAAGGAGAAGGAGUGCAACUCCUUCCUGAUUGCAGUUCGCCUGGCUUCGCUGAACCAGAUCUUGGACCCCUGGGUUUAUCUGCUGCUAAGAAAGAUCCUUCUUCGGAAGUUCUGUCAGAUCAGGCACCACUCCAACUAUGCUUCCAGCUCCACCUCCCUGCCCUGCCCAGGCUCCUCAGCUCUGAUGUGGAAUGACCAACUGGAAAGGUGA
Messenger RNA from Onychomys torridus (southern grasshopper mouse), 1224 nucleotides. It is a transcript of the gene Ptger3, whose product is annotated as prostaglandin E receptor 3. Gene Ontology annotation, molecular function: prostaglandin E receptor activity. Gene Ontology annotation, cellular component: plasma membrane. Lineage: Eukaryota; Metazoa; Chordata; Mammalia; Rodentia; Cricetidae. The record is from RefSeq and is a predicted model, not a curated record. The coding region runs from base 1 to 1224 and encodes 407 amino acids. The transcript has 4 exons. Gene Ontology annotation, biological process: negative regulation of gastric acid secretion; adenylate cyclase-activating G protein-coupled receptor signaling pathway; intestine smooth muscle contraction.